AUGCCUGGAAAGACACCCGACAGGGAACCUGCCAGAGGAGGGAACAACAACAACAACAACAAAAUGAAGGGCAAGGGAAAGAAGGGAGAGGAUGAGAAGAUGACGGUUGUUGUGCCGCCGAGCAAGAAGAAGGAGGAUGUGGAGGGGGAUGUGGUGGUUAUGGAGGGGGUUGAGAAUGAGGGGGAGGGGGAGGAUCCGGUUGAGAAGACUGUUGCUGACAUCAAGAGCAACUUUGCCCUCUUGGACCGUGCCGUCGCGCUUUUUGAUGCUCGAUUCACCCUUCGUGCGCUGCGGUCGGUGUCGUCGAUUCGGAAACGGCUGACGGGGGAUGUUUUGGCGAGGGUUGUUGCUGAGACGUACAUGGCGAGUUCGUCUGGGGCCGAGAUUGCGGUUGGUUUGUUGAAGGCGAUUGGACGGGAGGAGGUGCAGCUGGGUGGGAAGGUGGGAGGAGGGGGGGGGGAGAUGGAGAUUGACAGUGAGCCGACGACCAAGGCUGGUUCUGGGAAGAAUGGGGUGAAGAAGGAGCAGAAGGAGGUUAUUCCCGAGAUUGGUGUCUUUUUGGGCAUUCUCACGCAGGUGUUGCUGCAUGACGGCAAGCAGUGGCAGCAGGGGCUGGAGUUUUCGAGGUACCUGAUUGAGAAGAUCCAGGAGCUCAACCGUCGUACGCUCGAUGGGCUUUCGGCCAAGGUGUACUUUUACUUUGAGCUGUUUGCCGAGCAGCUUGCGCCCUUGCCGCCGUCGUCGCAGUCGACGAUUGUGGCGAUUCGGCCGACGCUGCUUGCUGCGCUGAGGACGGCGGUUCUGCGCAAGGAUACGGACACGCAGGCUUCGGUUAUUGUGCUGCUGCUCCGGAGCUACCUGUUGACGUCGCACAUUUCCCAGGCGGAUUUGUUGGUUUCGCACACGCAGUUUCCCGAGAAUGCGGCGAAUAACCAGGUUGCGAGGUACUUGUACUAUCUCGGCAAGGUGCGGGCCAUUCAGCUGCUUUAUACUGAGGCUCACAACCACUUGACCGCCGCCACACGCAAGGCGCCUUCUAGCGCGUGUGCUCUUGGGUUCGGCCAGACUGCCACCAAGCUGUUGCUUGUGGUUGAGCUGUUGAUGGGCGACAUCCCGGACCGCGCGACCUUUCGACAGCCUGCCAUGGAGGCUUCGCUCCACCCUUACUUUUUGCUCGUCCGGGCUGUCCGGGUGGGUGAUUUGGAGGACUUUGAGAGCGUUGUUGCUCAGCACGGGGACACCUUCCGCCGGGAUGGGACGUAUACUCUUAUCUUGCGCCUGCGCCAGAACGUCAUCAAGACGGGGAUCCGGAUGAUGAGCUUGAGCUACAGCCGGAUUUCGCUUCGGGAUAUCUGCAUCCGGCUGCAUCUUGGCAGCGAGGAGAGCGCCGAGUAUAUCGUGGCCAAGGCGAUCCGGGAUGGGGUUAUCGAGGCGACGCUGGAUAGGGAGAAGGGGUACAUGAAAAGCAAGGAGGUGGGGGAUGUUUACGCCACGAGCGAGCCGGGGGAGACGUUUCACGAUCGGAUCAGGGCUUGUUUGAGUUUGCAUGAUGAGAGUGUCAAGGCUAUGAGGUUCCCUAUGAACCAGCACCGUCUUGAACUCAAGAACGCUCAGGAGGCGAGGGAGAGGGAGAGGGAGAUGGCGAAGGAGAUUCAGGAGGGGGAUCUGGACGAGGAUGAUUUGGGGGGGGAGUUUGAGGGGAUGUAA
Podospora anserina S mat+ is the source of this 1707-nucleotide messenger RNA. RefSeq lists its product as uncharacterized. The transcript has 3 exons. Lineage: Eukaryota; Fungi; Ascomycota; Sordariomycetes; Sordariales; Podosporaceae. The coding region runs from base 1 to 1707 and encodes 568 amino acids. The record is from RefSeq and is a predicted model, not a curated record. Gene Ontology annotation, molecular function: enzyme regulator activity. Gene Ontology annotation, cellular component: proteasome complex; proteasome regulatory particle, lid subcomplex. Gene Ontology annotation, biological process: ubiquitin-dependent protein catabolic process; regulation of protein catabolic process.